AUGGACAUUUCAACAGCAAUGCUCAACUUCAAGCCCGAUGCCUCCAUGGGUGGCCUCAUUCUCGGUUUGAACAGCCAAUUAAGUGCGCAGCAGCUUGCACGGCUACUACUCGCAGAUCCACUCAGUGUUGAGGAGCAGUGGGAGAAGGAACUGGUGAAAUCAGGCGACAGCAGCGAGAGAGCGGUAUUGCUAAAAUACGGCGACGAUGCCGAUGCACAUGCGCCUUCGCCCCUCUACAAGGUCCUCUCCAUACCCUCACGAACCCUUCAAUCGCACAACCUAGAGGUCCUCGUCUCUACCAUCAACGUCAAUGUCGCAAAGUCUCUACCCCAUAUGGUAACAGAGAGCUCCACCGAAUCGUUGCUGGUUCCCAAGCUCCAGGCCACUUCCGCACGAGGAUUGCCCGUCCCAUACCCGGUACACAAGACUCUAGUAUUAGGAGAAGGUCUGGACAGCGCCAUAGCAUUUGGCAGAUUCUCGGCGGAUGGUCUGGACGAGAUGGAUGAUAUGGUGAAGAUGGCCGUCGACCUCCCCGCUCCGUCGGACGAAGUCAAAUCAGAUACCCACGCCGCAAGCGCUCCCGUCAACCUCCAAGUUGGCACGAAAGCGCUCGACAGCUUCCGCGAGUCGAUCCAAAAUUCCAUCAUCUAUGAGCGAGGGUGGUUCAAAAGUGGUUUGCCAACGCUGUCGGAGUGGUUAGUCCAAGACCUUCAGGCCACAGACGCUAUCAAGCCCCCGAUGAAGACGCUUGUAGCUUCUAUAGCCGACGAUGUAGAAGCGAGCAUCACCAAACAAGACGCUGCUCGAUUGCAACAGCUUGCUCCGGUCCAGACACAAUCAGACGUCACAACCUCCAUCGUCGGUCAUCUCGAGACCUGGGCUGAGAAGUCUCAUGCGGAGCUCCGUGACGAGCUUGAUGAAGCCUUUACGGCUCGAAACUGGCACAAGUUGGCUUGGUGGAAGCUCCUCUGGCGUGUCGACGACGUCACGAUGAUAAGCUCAGAGAUCCUCGAGCGGCGAUGGCUCGUCUCAGCGGAGAAGAACAGCAUCUACCUCGCCGGUCGUAUGAACCAAGCUGGUUUCCCAGAUGACGUUCAACACCUCGCCGUUGCCGACAUCCCGGAAGUGACAACGCAGGACACGGCGCCGACAGCAGAGAACCCGCGAACAGAUCUGUCCACUAACGUCCGGAAACCAAUACCAUGGCCCGAACACAUCGCGGCUGCUCGCACAGAACUCAUCAAUGACACCGUGCCACCUCUCCAGGCACUCGCUCAGCGACUUCUCCUACAGACCUUCAGCACAACAUCCCUCUCGACCGCUGCCUCCGCACUACUCUACGUCUCCAUGUCUACCUUCUCAGUCUUCGAGGCUUCAGCCGUCGCGGCACUCGGUCUUACGUUUUCUCUUCGCCGCACGCAGAAACUAUGGGAAGGUGCCAGAGAAUCAUGGGAGGGUACACUGAGGGAAGAAGGUAGACGCACGUUGAAGGGUACAGAGGAGAGAGUUAGAUUCAUCAUCAAGAAUGGAGGCAAGGAGUACGUUGAGGAUGAAAGCGUAGCUGAGAGGAGGACAGCGAGGGAAGCUGUAGGAAAGGUCAGGGAGGCACUUGAGCGGAUGGACGGUGGAGAUGGCAAGGGCAGUGUAUGA
Molecule: messenger RNA, 1650 nt
Organism: Alternaria ethzedia
Lineage: Eukaryota; Fungi; Ascomycota; Dothideomycetes; Pleosporales; Pleosporaceae
Exons: 3
Coding region: 1-1650 (549 amino acids)
Source: RefSeq, a predicted model, not a curated record